AUGUGUAUGCCAGACUCAAAUAAUUUUCUGAACACUCUUGAAGACACAGAACAAUUAGAAAUUAAUUUAUCAGAAUCAAGAAGAAGUUACCCCCGCCCCAAUACCUGGGAAAUUAACCAGGAUUGUACAAGAUAUAAUCCAGCCUUGUGGACCAUUGACUUAGACGACUAUUCCUUCAUAUACUGGGAUAACCUACUAAGAGAAAUUACAGAAAGUUCUCAAACAGAUACCCUGAUGCUUACGAAGAUAUUUGAUCUACCAUUGGGAAGACUCAAAAAGAAAGAAGAGCCUGAGACACAUGGAA
Molecule: messenger RNA, 304 nt
Organism: Racocetra persica
Lineage: Eukaryota; Fungi; Glomeromycota; Glomeromycetes; Diversisporales; Gigasporaceae
Source: the annotation of a GenBank genome assembly